Morchella sextelata is the source of this 2484-nucleotide messenger RNA. RefSeq lists its product as uncharacterized. The record is from RefSeq and is a predicted model, not a curated record. The coding region runs from base 1 to 2484 and encodes 827 amino acids. NCBI's taxonomy places the organism in Eukaryota, Fungi, Ascomycota, Pezizomycetes, Pezizales, Morchellaceae. The transcript has 5 exons.
AUGGUGAACAACCACCCCGCCCCGGCUCGCGCUCCCCCUAGUCAUCAGGUAUUCCCACCGGAAACCUUCCCAGUACCGCAGGGUACGGUGGACAUGGAGUGGUUUGAGAAGAACGCACCUGUGGGUACUGUCAAUAGAGAGUGGAUGAUGAGGCAUGCGCCGCACGGAACGGACAUAGAGUGGAUAAAGAAGAAGUCGAAGCAAUUUUCGGUCCAUGGGCAGGAGUCUAUACUGGAUUACUAUAGGAGGAAGUAUGGGGACCCGAUACCGAGUCGGAAAGAGAUGGAGAAGGAGAAGGAGCAGGUGGAAAUUAAGGGAGAGGAGAAACAGCAUCAGGGGGUGGUGGAGGAUAAGGAUACGGGGGAGGGACCAGAGUCGAAUGCAGGACGAGAGCGAGUGAGGUCGAGAUCGGGGUCAGGGUCAGGGAUAAUGGUGGAGGUGAUACCGGGGGCAGGAGGGAUAAGGGGAAAGCUAGGGUCGAGGUUGGAGCUGCCAGAGACCGAACCAGUACGAGUACGAGAACUAGACCCUUUUUACACUGGUACCACUGCAGAUGCCUUAAACAAAACUGUCACGCGUCCAGCAACGAAGUUCGAAGAACUUUUUAUGGUCUAUCCUGUUCUUCAGACUAUUUUCAAGAACUUCUCGACUCGCGAGGUCUUGAAGUUAUGCCUCACAUCGGUGCAUCUCUUCCAUAUAAUAAAAGGAUCUUUCCAUGCUUUCUCGAACCAUAAAACCCCUUACACGGGUAUCAUAUUGAAUGGUACAGAGUUCACCGAUCAAAACAUAAUGUACGACUUCUUUUAUCAACAGGGCGAAUUGGAUCGUUUCCUUUUUUCAGAUGUCGUUGAAUGGUCAACAAUCAAACACUUGGUCCUUGAUAUGACACCUCUCAAUCUCGAGAUACUGGCAGCUAUUGCCGAAUGGUCAAGUUUGAUAACGCUUAGUGUAAAGUAUUGCACGAAUCUUACUCUGGACGAUAUCCAAGUUCUUCUUGAUCCAGACAAUUCUCGUCGCUAUGAUGCGCUUUACUAUACACACCUCCCAAAUUACAAUCAAUCUUCCCAGCAGCUGGGCCCACGCAAAGGGCUUCUCCCUGACCUGGAGCGUUUAUGCAUAUGGGGCCUCCCAAAAACAAGUUGGCAAUAUAUUCCUGACUCAAAAUAUCUCACUCUCGAUACCAGAAUCGAUGCUCGCGCCACAAGAGCCUACAGAUUCAUUGUAAGAUAUUGUGAAGAGAAAGGGAUCAACCUUGAUUCAGUCCCUUGUGGAAAAUUAAACCACCAUCGCUCGAAAUGCUUUGGUAAAAAAACGAGACUGAGAUUGUGGAAAUCGAAUCCCGAGGAUGAGUUCUUUGGUGAGCAGCCAUUCUCCGAGUCGUCGAUAUGGAUGUGUGAAAAGUGGAAGGCACGGUGUUACGUUUGUGGGGAGGUCGAGGAAAUUGCGCAAUGCGCCUAUUGCGAUUCUCUGCGCCAGAGGAUGUACCAACGUGGAUUCUGUAGACAAUGUGAUCGUUAUGUCUGUUCUAAGUCGGAAUGCGAAGGGGUGCAGAAUAUGUGUACGGAGUGUGGUAAGAGUUGCUUAAAGUGUCGUAUGGCUGUCCAUCCACAUAAUACCUGUACGAUGUGUAAAGAGUGGAAGUGCAGACUCCAUGCCUCCAAUAGUUUACAGGAGGCUUGCGAAAGUUGCAAUUACAGUCGCUUUUGCGACAAUUGUAGAACCGAAUAUACAAAAGAUACAGCGAUGUCAUUUUGCUGCGUCUGUAGGCGUGAUGUUUGUGAUAGCUGUUUUACCACCUCCCCAUUCUGCGAUAAAUGUAUCCAUGGCAUAUGCAAAAACUGCCGCGAGUGGAAGGAUACUUAUGGGCCUACAAAUUGGGACAAACCAAACGCUAAAAGACUUUUCAGAAAGUUUUCCCUUAAGCACUUACCUCUGGUCAGGCGCUAUAAGAAAUGGUGCUGCGGUUUCUGCUUGGAUACACUUCGGGAAAAACUUGAUAUAUUUAAAAGGUUUGGAAGGUAUCCGGAGGGGGAGCAUGACGAUUUUCUUUCGGAUCCGGAGAGUGCAACGGAACAGGAACAGGAAGGGGAGGAAGAAGAGGAAGAAGAGGAAGAAGAGGAAGAGACUGAUGAAACAGACGAUGACGACUACGGCGGGAUGGAUCCAGAAGAGAUUAGCAUCUUGAUAGAUAAGGAACCGAUCAGAAAAAGCGAUUUUCAUCCUCAUGCCCCAUGGAACCAAGAGAUCACGGACGCUGAGGUUGAGGAAUCUAUGGCCCAUGGUACGGAUGAGUAUGGGGAUUAUGAGGAUGAUGAGGAUUAUGAGUACGAGUGGGACGAUGAUGAGUAUGACGGCGACGAGGAAAACGAGGGCUACGAGAGCGGGAAGGGCGACGCGAACGGUGAGGGCGACGUGAGCGCUGAUCAGGGCGAUACGGCUAGCCAGGAUAGCUUUGAUGAUCCUUCCGCGCCGUGGAACAAGUAA